Messenger RNA from Ectocarpus sp. CCAP 1310/34, 1013 nucleotides. NCBI's taxonomy places the organism in Eukaryota, Phaeophyceae, Ectocarpales, Ectocarpaceae. The record is from the annotation of a GenBank genome assembly.
AGGCCUUCUGACAGAUCAUUGAUUGAUCAUUUUUUCCAUAGUUUAGUUUUUGUAGCGCUGAACAGACGGUCUAGUCGUAUAAGGGAGGAUAGGACAGAAAUCCCGAACCACAUGGAAAGGAGUUGUAGAGCACACCAGGGUAGAGCGCGCCCGCCCCACCAACACACAGCUGCAAACACACGGAGCAUCCAUCAGAGGUGCGCCGAGAGGUCAUGAGGAGGCCUCCACGCAACGCGUGGUCUUCCCUGUCUAUCUGGGCGGCGUUGUUGGUAGCGCUUGCGGUAGCGCUGCCGGCAGCACCAGUUGCCAUACCUGCUCGAACAUGGGCUUUGGCCGUUUCUCUCCGGCAGCCAUCCACAUAUGCUAUGAAUGCGGCCACUGAGGACAGCGAGCUUGGCAUGGAGGACAGCGGAUCUGCAAUCGACCCAAGCGUGCCGAGUGAUGAUGAGGAUGACUGUGAGUUUGAUAUGGGCGCAUCGUACAAACCAAUGUACGCUGCGAACUCGCUUCAAGCUGGUUACAAUACCCGGGGAGCAGCUCGGCAGCUACGACAACAACAACAGACGCCGGCAUCACCGGUCACGCCGCCGCUCCGGCCGACUUCGCUCGGGCCGCAACAGCGGCAGCGGCAACAGCAGGAGCAGCAGCAACCAUCUCCGCCGGAGCGUUUGGAUCUAGGAAGUGUACCGAACUCGUAUGACACCGGUCACAACACCCGCAGUUUAGGUGGGCAACAGCGGCAACAACAGGGGACCCCGGAGCUACCGGUCACGGAUCGGCUCCCAAUGACAUCGCGUGAGGCGCAACAGCAGCAGCAGCAAAAGAAGCAGCAACCAUCCCCACCGGAUUCUUCUCCGGCGAACCCGGCUGUAUGUGUCGCUACAUUAGCCGCGGCGCACGACGUGGCGACAAGUGCGGCAACAAGGUUGGAGAAGCGCCGAAAGACGGCGUCAGGUGCAGCUCUUGGAGUUGGGGGCAGCGUCGAAGCAGGCAACUAUGACUCGGAGUCGUAG